AUGGAUGUUUACAAACCCACGCCAUCUUUACCACAGCCUGACACACAGACAACAGCAACAUUUCUAACAGUAGAAUCUACAAGACAACUCAUCACACAAGUUCAACACACAGCUGUUGAAGAACAUCCUGACCUAGAGCGUAGACUCGCCUAUAUUGAAACAACACUAUCUUCACUACAGGACACACAACACAAGUCUACAGAUGACAUAUCAGAAAUAAAACAAUGGAGAGACAACUUUGUAACAGAACAGAGUGACAUGGGGGUAAACAUUGCACAACUGACUAAAAAACAAAAGCAGAAUUUUAAAAACAUCAGCAAACAAAUGAGUGAACAUGAUAUCAAAAUAAAGGAGCUGAACAAAGAAAUUGAAAGUUUAAAUGAAAAAGAAACCAAGUCAAACAAAACACAAGAGAAACUGUCUCAAGAUAUGAAAGAAUAUGAAAACAACUUACAUAAAAUAAAUAAAGAGAUGCAAGCUUACACAGAUAAAACAGACAAUAUAACACAAGAAAUUAAAAGGUUUUCUGAUUUAAUUGUUUCGUUACAAGAUGAAAGUAAUAAAACCUUUGUCAAAACAUCAAUCGGAUUUGAAAAGUUGCAAUCAAAGCACAGUGUGAUGUACAAACUCCUACAACAAUAG
Molecule: messenger RNA, 642 nt
Organism: Physella acuta
Lineage: Eukaryota; Metazoa; Mollusca; Gastropoda; Physidae
Product: coiled-coil domain-containing protein 18-like
Source: RefSeq, a predicted model, not a curated record